AUUAAUUCUAAUUCGUUUAAAAGCCUCGUUCUGUUUCUUCUCCUCUGCAACUCUAUCUUCUUCGUCUCUCUUAUUUGAUCUCUUGAAUGUCGACUGAGAAGGAAAGAGAGAGCCAUGUUUACAUGGCGAAGCUUGCCGAGCAGGCCGAGAGAUACGAUGAAAUGGUUGAAAGUAUGAAGAAAGUUGCUAAACUUGAUCUUGAGCUGACGGUGGAGGAAAGGAAUCUCCUCUCUGUGGGUUACAAAAAUGUCAUUGGAGCACGCCGAGCUUCCUGGCGCAUUAUGUCCUCAAUCGAGCAGAAGGAAGAGUCCAAAGGAAAUGAGCAUAAUGUGAAACUAAUCAAAAGUUAUCGGCAGAAUGUAGAGGAAGAGCUUUCCAAGAUCUGCAACGACAUCUUGACCAUCAUAGAUGGGCACCUGAUCCCUUCUUCAAGCUCUGGAGAGUCAACUGUUUUCUACUACAAGAUGAAGGGAGAUUAUUACCGUUACCUGGCGGAGUUUAAGACUGACCAAGAAAGAAAAGAAUCUGCGGAUCAAUCAUUGAAGGGCUACCAGGCUGCUUCUGCCACGGCAAGUACAGAUCUUCCCCCAACUCAUCCAAUCCGCUUGGGUCUUGCCCUAAACUUCUCUGUCUUCUACGAUGAGAUUCUGAAUUCCCCUGAGAGGGCCUGCCAUUUGGCAAAACAAGCAUUUGACGAGGCUAUUGCAGAAUUGGACACCCUGAGUGAGGAGUCAUACAAGGAUAGCACCUUGAUCAUGCAGCUGUUGAGGGACAACCUUACCCUCUGGACUUCUGAUUUGCCUGAAGAUGGAGGUGAAGAGGGUACUAAGUUCGAGGAGACUAAAGCUGCAGAACCUGAGCAUUGACGAGACUUCCAAAUUUUUGCACAUCUUAAGCUGGUUGGUUUCAGGGAUGUCGUUUAUAGAUCUUGAAGUUGACUUAGAAGCAGAGCAAUUUUAGCUUUUCUUCUUUGGGGUUGGGGAUAGAGGGGAGGACUCACUGUAGUAGCUGGUAUUAUUUCAUGGGCUUUCUUUAUGGCCUUGAGAUUAGUUAGUUCGUUUGGCUUGAUUU
Molecule: messenger RNA, 1071 nt
Organism: Telopea speciosissima
Lineage: Eukaryota; Viridiplantae; Streptophyta; Magnoliopsida; Proteales; Proteaceae
Product: 14-3-3-like protein GF14 iota
Exons: 7
Coding region: 87-866 (259 amino acids)
Biological process (GO): signal transduction
Cellular component (GO): cytoplasm
Source: RefSeq, a predicted model, not a curated record